Molecule: messenger RNA, 1129 nt
Organism: Capsicum annuum
Lineage: Eukaryota; Viridiplantae; Streptophyta; Magnoliopsida; Solanales; Solanaceae
Product: protein NLP6
Exons: 2
Coding region: 107-487 (126 amino acids)
Molecular function (GO): DNA-binding transcription factor activity
Source: RefSeq, a predicted model, not a curated record
CCUUAGCCGGUGUAAUAGCUGAUUUGAUUAUUCUUCUUAAUGUUCUCGUAAUUACAGUUUGUCCAACUACAAUGAAGCACAUUUGCAGGCAGCAUGGAAUCUCUAGAUGGCCAUCUCGCAAGAUAAACAAGGCAUGACUGAUUCGCCGUGUAAAGCUUCUGAGUACUAUGAAAAGAAGAAUGAGUUCUCCAACCAUGGAACACCAGCAAGUCAUGAAGAAGCUGAACCCUCAAAUCAAAUGCUGGGAAGCAGGAUUAUUGCGAACGAAGAGCUCUCUCCGAAACAGAAUGGUUUUGUGCGUGAAGGGUCACACAGAUCCAGAACCGGGAGCUUCUCGAGAGAAGAGAGCACGGGAACACCUACCUCCCAUGGAUCAUGCCAGGGGAGUCCUUGCCCUGCAAAUGAGUCCUCCCCUCAGAAUGAACUGGUCAAUUCACCUACACAGGAGUCGGUCAUGAAAGUGGAAGGCUCUUUGGAACCAGUUUGACAGGCCACAGGAGAAAUAAAUUUGUCCAGUGCAUUUCUAGUGCCUGGGCUUUGAAUGCUAGUUGAGGAUGCAGGCAGCUCACAUGAUCUGAGAAAUCUUUGUCCGGCUGGAGAUGUUAUGUUUGACGAACGUGUCCCCGAAUACAGUUGGACAAGGCUAAGGAUCAGUUUCCUCUUCCUGCCGAGAAGAUGCCACAAUUUUCUACCAGGCAUGAAGUAACAUCCAUUACAAUAAAAGCAACUUUCGACUUUGUAAGUUCCGGUAUAUUUAAGUUGAAGGAGGAAGUAGCCAAGAGGCUUAAGUUAGAGGUGAGAACUUUCGAUAUCAAGCACUUAGAUGAUGACCACGAGUGGGUUUUAAUCCCCGGUGAUACAGAUCUACAAAAAUUUGUAAAUAUAUAAGAACCAUUCUUGUAGUACUAGGGUUUUUUGUCCAUGUGGAGCUAGGAAUGGCAAUGGGGCGGUGCGGUGCGGGUAUUUUCAUAACCCGCGAAUCUGAUAACCGCACCAUAUUUCUUUUAAACCCGCAUAAAUCCGCCCCACACAAUACCCGCGCAAACCCGCACCGCACCGCACCACUUUUUUUUAACUCUCACAUUUAUUGAAAUCAAUUGAUUUUCUCUGUUUCGCAUUUUACUGAUCU